AUAUCCUACACUACUUCCCCACAACCCACCCAACCUCGCUGACUCCACAUAUUACAUCCGUCAAUCUCUGCGCACUGGCGACGCGAGGUUUCUUAAUAUAGUGUAUUUGAUCUUUCUUCACUCUUCAUCUCUUUGCUCAUUGCUUUGUAUUUCUCCUCAUGCCACAUUUUACAGUUCUCUACUUUGCUUCAGCAAAGGAUGCUUCCAAGACUGAUAGCGAUAAGUUUGAAUGGGUCGAAGGUAUUACUUCCCAAGAUCUGUCUCAAUUACUUCUAGACCGCCAUCCUGCUCUUGCAACUGUACUCAAAACAUCCAUGUUUGCUGUCAACAUGGAGUAUAUGGAUCAAGACCAGGCUUGGACUGUCCAACCUGGUGAUGAAAUUGCAAUCAUCCCACCCGUGAGCGGAGGAUAACCACAUUCAGGAUGACUCUUGGUGUGCUUUUUGCAAUGGCUUUUUUUUUAAUUCUCUUACACACAAUCCCUUCAAUUAACAGUUGCACCCAUAGAUAUAAGAUAAUUAAAAGAAAGGUU
Lobosporangium transversale is the source of this 532-nucleotide messenger RNA. RefSeq lists its product as hypothetical. Gene Ontology annotation, biological process: Mo-molybdopterin cofactor biosynthetic process. NCBI's taxonomy places the organism in Eukaryota, Fungi, Mortierellomycota, Mortierellomycetes, Mortierellales, Mortierellaceae. The transcript has 2 exons. Gene Ontology annotation, cellular component: cytosol. The record is from RefSeq and is a predicted model, not a curated record. The coding region runs from base 159 to 413 and encodes 84 amino acids.